CCUAGCAGGGAGUCAGUUAAUACAGUCUAUAGUUGAAGCACGGAUUGCUAAAAAUGGCUCAACACCAUUACAUUUGUUUAUAAUACACAUGCAUACAUACACAAACACACAUACACACAUGCAGAGGGCAGAGUGGGGACAUGCUUCAGGCUACAGCACCCCCAAAGAACAAAGUUGUGGGAACAGGCCAUGUGGAGAAGGUGCCAGGGGUCAGGCCUGUCUCCCUUGUCCUGGGUGCCUGGCAGGCGCUCCUCUUGCUUCCUGCAUCAUUUGUCUGAACUUGUUGUGAACUAUCCUGCCCUCUCUUCCUCUGCCCACUCCUCCCAAGACACCCCUACUUCAACACACCCAGCCUGGCCUGGCCACAGUACCUUCCUUUUGUUGAUGUUUUCAGCCUAGGGAUGUCUGGUUGUGUUGGAGAUGGAUGAUUAAUGUGCCUGCCCGAGAGGCACACCCACCCACACCCACCCACAUGAGACAGGAUGGUGUCCCUGCAGACCAACCGGGGCGCCCAACUUCUGCCAGGCAGGUUGGGUGUGUUUGGGAGGAGGGCACAGGGGACACAUCCAGCCUGCCUGGGAAUGUGGCUUGGAGAAUAAAUCACUGAUACAUUAGAUCCAGGGACCCAGGUUCCAGCAAGAAUUUUUCUUAUUUUUUAGAGAUAGGGUCUUCCUCUGUCCCCCAGGCUGGAGUACAAUGGACCAAUCAUAGCUCGUUACAAGCUUGAACUCCUGGGCUUGAGCCAUCCUCUCACCUCACCCACCUGAGUAGCUGGGCCUACAGGCACACACCAUCCCCCACCCCACUAAGGUUUUAAUUGUUUUGGAGAGCUGUUUUACAAAAACAAAACAAAACAAAACAAAACAAAAUUGUUUUAAUUGUUUUGUUAUGUUGCCCAGGCUGGUCCCAAAUUUCUGGCCUCAAGCAAUCCUCCUGCCUCAGCCUCCCACAGUGCUGGGAUUACAGGCGUGAGCUACCUUGAGGGCCCCAGAGGGAAUUUUAAUAUCUGCUUUGGUGUCUGAGCAACAACUGAGCAGAUCUUAUGCCUUUCCCUUUAGUACAAAAUGGUCGCUCAAAAGUGUAUGUCAAUCCCAUCCAGCCCUGCCACACAGAAAACUGAUACAGUCAUUUUGGAAGAGAGUAAAGACCAGGAUCUUGGGGUGGUCUUUGGCUCUCUUUCCUGUGCCUCAGUUCAGCAGAGGCUCCCAGCUUCACCCCACCUGUCCAGCACUUUCCCCUCUCACCGGCCUUGGAGGAACCUGCUUCCAUAAAGCCCUCCACCCCAACCCACUCUUUUACAUGGGAACUCAGCAUCUGAACCAAACUGGAGCUUGCUCAGGCGCAUCCCCUCUUGGCUGUUCUCACAGACAUGACAGCCCCUGCGUGUCAGCUGCCCAUCUUGCCUGUCCACAUGAGGGGCUGGCCAUCUCUGACCUUAGAGUUCCAGGACACUCGUCUUACCAUUACAUUGACCUUUCCUGUUUGCUUCCUGGCUUGCUUUCUGGCACUGUGUGUCUCUCUCUCUGUGUGUGUGUGUGUGUGUGUGUGUGUGUGUGUGUGUGUGUGUUGGAGUUGGGGCUGGGGUUGUGUGGAGGGAGGGAGCAGUAGUGUGCCUCCAGGCCCUCCGGGCUGGGCUGCAGGAUGCUGAAUGCCCCCAGGGUGAUCUGUCCUCUAAAUCAAGGAACUACAGUAAGUGGUCUCAAGAGGGCUGGGCUUCGCCUCCUUCCUGGAAACAUAAGGAUGCAGAUGUCCUGACCUGGCUGCCUGAACCUUGGAGUGGGGAGUUUCCAUUCCCUUGCUGCCAGCCUCACUAGGAGUUUAGCCAGGAGUUUGAAAAACUUAUAGAUCAUGUUGAUUUUGGCAAUGGCUGCAGACCUCCAGGCUUGACUAUCACAGUCUCUCCGCCUUCCCAUUCACCAACAUGACCUAUCCUUCCAGCCCCCCUGCCUUACUCCUCUGAACCCAUUAAAGGCAGAAGUUGGAGGGAAGUGGGAGCAGGUGGGAGGAACUCAGAUGAGCAGGAAAGUUGCACAGUUCUUCUUACCCUAAUACGUUAGAAGAGGACCUGAAAAUUGAGAGGGUUUUUGGCUGGCAUCACAUGCUGAGUCCACAGGAAGCUGGGUGGACUCAGGCAUCUCAUAGCGUUGAAAAUGACAGCUGCCAUUUAUUGAGCACCUACCAUAUGCCAGGUGCCGUUGGAUGCUUUGCAUACAUACUCUCUAAUUUUGGCAACAAAUUUGCUGGCAAGAAAGAUACUACCACCGCCAUUUGCAGUUGAGGAAAUUGAGGCUAACUAAAUUCCAUAGUUAACUGAGGUUAAUUGUCCAGGUGUCUCAUACCCAGUUAGAGGGAGGGCUCAGGCUCAAACCCUGAUUCAUGUGACUCCAGAGUCCAGAUUCAUUGCACGCCCCAGCACCCGAUUGAGUGUUCCAUCUUUUCCACCCAUUCUCUAAGACCUCUAUCACACAUGUUAAGCAGUGUGUUUUAAGGGAUCACACUAUCUGGGUAAGGAUUUCUGAUGUAUGGCUGGUAAGUGGGUGCGCUCUGGUGCCAAUCUGUGAGGCAGUUGGUGCUGGGAACUUGGCGUCCAUUUUGGUGUCGUAGGGAGGGGGUUUGCAGAGGCUGGGCCUCUUUGAGUGGGGAAGGCUGAGAGCCUGCUGUCUUGUGGAGCCUGAACUUGGCUGAAGUGCUGGCCUCUCUGGUGAAAUUGUCCUGAGAGCUCAGGACAGGAACCUUUGGCUGCUGCCUGGGUGGUUCCAAGUCUCACAGAUAUGGUGUUCCAGAGACAAAGGGGUCAUGGAUGGAGGACCAGUUCAGAGCAGGCAGACAGUAUGGGUGGCUUCAGAAACUCCCAGGAUGCUGGCAGCCUCCAAGGCUGAGUGGCUUGGUUGAGCUUGGAGGAGAGCUGUGAAGUGGCACAUCCCAGGCCCUCCAAAGACAGGACAGAAGCCUCAGGUGGGGUACUCUCCCUGCUCCCUGCUAGGACAGAGGAAAAAGCACUCCUUGCCCAAAUCCCUUCAACCCAGGCUCUUUCUGGCCUUGGGCCACCCUGACUCCCAUCCCCAGUGAAGCCCAUCCCUGGCCUCAAGCAGUGCAGAGUAGGGACCAGGAACAAGUGGAGGGGACGGUUCUGAGGAAUGGGCUGUUGAGGAGCAGCCAGGCGUGAUGCAUCUUCACUCUCCACCCUGCUGCUCGCCAGCUACGAGGCUGCCAAAGGUCAUUUAUCUCUUCAAGUCUCAAUUUCCGUAUCUCUAAAAUAGGAGUAGACCCAAUGAGUUAAAAACUUAUGUCCACAAAAUAACCUGAAUAAAGUUGUUUAUAGCAACUUUAUUCAGAGUUGCCAAAAUUUGGAAGCAACCAAGAUGUCCUUCAGUAAGUGAAGAGAUGAAUAAACUAUGGUCAUCCAGAUAACGGAAUAUUAUUCACCAAUAAGAAGAAAUGAGUUGUCAAGCCAUGAAAAGACAAGGAGCCUCAUAAAUAUAUAUAUAGCUACUAUGUACCCACAAUUUUUUUAAUUAAAAAAAAAGACAGGGAGAUAAUACUAAGUGAAUGCAUAGUACUAAGUGAAAGAGCCAAUCUGAAAAUUGGCUACGUAUCUUAUGAUUCCAACUAUAUGAUAUUCUGGAAAAGAUAAAUCUAUGGAAACAGUUAAAAGAUCAGGGGUUGCCGGGGUUAGAGAGGAAGAAGGGAUAAAUAGGCAGAGCACAGCGGGUUUUUAGGGCAGUGAAACUACCCUGCCUGAUGCUAUAAUGGUGAGUGUAUGUCAUUAUACAUGUGUCCACAGCCAUAGAAUGUACAGCACCAAGAGUGAACCCUAAUGUAAACUAUGGACUCUGGAGAUCAUGAUGAAUCAGUGUAGGUUCAUCAAUUGUGACAAAUGUACCACUCUGGUGGGGGAUGCUGAUAAUAGAGGAAGCUGUGCAGCAUAUGUAGGGGCAGGGGGUAUAAAGGAACUUUCUGUAUUUCCUGCUCAAUUUUACUGUGAACCAACAUUGUUCCAAAAAAGUCUAUUUUAAAAAAAUUAGUGGUAGCCAGGCACAGUGUCUCACACCUGUAAUCCUAGCACUUUGGGAGACUGAGGCAGGUAGAUCACUUGAGGCCAGGAGUUUGAGACCAGCCUGGGCAACAUGAUGAAACCUUGUCUCUACAAAAAAUUAAAAAAUUAGCUCUCUCCUCGCAUUGCCCAAGAUGCUGAAAGGAAAGAAGGCCAAGGGGAAGAAAGUGGCUCCUGUCCUGAAGAAGCAGGAGGCCAAGGAAGUGGUGAAUCCCCUGUUUGAGAAAAGGCCUAAGAAUUUUGGCAUUGGACAGGACAUCCAGCCCAAAAGAGACCUCACCUGCUUUGUGAAAUGGCCCUGCUAUAUCAGGUUGCAAAGGCAGAGAGCCAUCCUCUACAAGCGGCUGAAAGUGCCUCCUGCGAUUAACCAGUUCACCCAGGCCCUGGACCGCCAAACAGCUACUCAGCUGCUUAAGCUGGCCCACAAGUACAGACCAGAAACAAAGCAAGAGAAGAAGCAGAGGCCGUUGGCCCAGGCUGAGAAGAGAGCUGCCGGCAAAGGGGACGUCCCCAUUAAGAGACCACCUGUCCUUCGAGCAGGAGUUAACACCAUCACCACUUUGGUGGAGAACAAGAAAGCUCAGCUGGUGGUGAUUGCACAUGACGUGGAUCCCAUUGAGCUGGUCGUCUUCUUGCCUGCCCUGUGUCACAAAAUGGGGGUCCCUUACUGCAUUAUCAAGGAGAAGGCAAGACUGGGAUGUCUAGUCCACAGGAAGACCUGUACCACCGUUGCCUUCACACAGGUUAACUCAGAAGACAAGGGCGCUUUGGCUAAGCUGGUGGAAGCUAUCAGGACCGAUUACAAUGACAGAUACGAUGACAUCCACCGUCACUGGGGCGGCAAUGUCCUGGGUCCCAAGUCUGUGGCUCACAUCGCCAAGUUCAAAAAGGCAAAGGCUAAAGAACUUGCCACUAAACCGGGUUAAAUGCACACUGUUGAGUUUUCUGUACAUAAAAAUAAUUAAAAUACUACAAUUUUUCCUUCAAAAAAAAAAUUAACCAGGUGUGGUGAUGUGUGCCUGUAAUCCCAGCUACUCAGUGGGAGGAUUGCUUGAGCCUGGGAGGUCAAGGCUGCAGCGAGCCAUGUUCACGUCACUGCACUUCAGCCUGGGUGGCACAGUGAGACCUUGCCUCAAAAAAAAUAAAUACAAUAAAAUAAAAAUUAAAAAUUGGGGUAGAAACACAUGUUGCCCAGUCAUAGUAUGGAUUAUAUGAAAUAAUGCAUGUAGAAUACCUGGUGUAUGGUGCGUACUGAGUAAUGGUACCUGAUGUCAUCACAGUGUGGGUACGUGAUUUUUCUUUGUUCCCUUUUUGUGGCAUUUUUCCAUUAGUAAAGAAUAUUUUUCCAUUAUAAAAAUUUAAACAAUUUAGAAACUAUAGAGGUAGGAAAAGCACUUGAAAUCCCAUCACUCAAAGCAAACAUGUGACGUGCCUUCCAGACAGCUCUCUGCAUAAUGUAUAAGUAUGUAUAGAUUUUAUAUCAUUGAAAUCAUAAAACACAAUCUUUUUCCUUUUUUAGAUGUAUGUUGUGGACAUAUUUUCAUGUUGACCAAUAUCAAUAUGCAUCAUCUUAUAUAAUGGCUACAUAGUAUUCCAUUUCAAAAUAUAAUUAUAACUAGUCUUUUGUAGAUGGAUGUGGGGGUAUUGCUAGCAUUUUGUUGUCAUAAAUAACUAUGUGAUGAACAUUUUAGUGACAAUAUAUUUAGAUAUGAGUAAAUACAUACCCAGAAUAAAUUCCUGCAGGAAAUUGAUACCACCAAUAAGGUAGUACCUUCUCAUUCCCCCACAUCCCCUUUAAUACUGGAACUUAUUAACUUUGGUUAACAAUUUUCUUUUCUGAAACUAGAGUGAGAUUUUAGAAGUUCAAAUGUUGGAGGAGGGGUGAGUAGAAAAGCAGGGAGGAGGGAUGUUCCAGGGGGCCGGCCAGAGGCUUCUCUGCCAAGUGGGGCAGGGUUACCCCUUACAGACUCUAAGCAAGUACACCCAGCCCCUCCCCGCUGCAGGGAGCUGAGCCCUGGGGCCUCCCUUGCUCACAGGGGAGCCAUGGAAGGUCUGAGGAUGAUCAAGACCUUUUCCUUAGGACUGUGAUGCACCUCCAGGUGAAGGUCUGGAGGAAGGUCAGUGGGCACUGAUGGGGUGUGCACAGACGGGCUUUCGAGAUGAGGAUGUCUGAUGCUGUGGCCACUGGCCAGACAGACUUGGAUGUUAGCAAGGUAAAAAGGAGAACUAAUAUUAUUGAACUCCUAGUAUGUAGCAAGUGUUGUGUUGUUAUUUACAUAACUUUCUCAUUUGAUUCUCAACAACCGUACUGCUAUCAUCUCCAUUUAACAGAUGAGGAAACCAAGGCCACUAGAGGUUAGGACACCGGCCUGGGGUCGGAUCAGCACUCGCACUCUGGUCUCUCCACUUCAACAAAGGGCAGCAGAGAACCAUUCCUUCCUUUAGUCACUGAACCAAUUUGUAGUAGUCCCUUUCUGAAUGCUUGCUAGUGAAUGGGCUUCCCAAACUCGGAGCAGGGCCCAGAGCAAAGGGCUGCAGAAAGGGUCGCAUUCAGGAACUGUGGCCGAGGAGAUCCGGAGCAGGCGGUGAGGUUGCAGAGGGAACAACUGUGUCUAUUGUAUGAGAACCUGAGUCUGAAGGGACAUCUUGGGGCCAGGUUGAGAGGCGGUAUCCUAGCUGGGGGAGCUGGCAGGGUAGAGGCUGCAGGGUGAGGGUGCAGGGGGCUGGAGGUGGUGGAGCUGCCCUGGGAUGGUCUGUGAGCAGAGGGCGCUGGAGACCCUCUCUGGGUGUUCUUGGAGCUGCCAUAGCUGGUCCAGCCCAGGGGCUCCAGUGGGGCAACGCCCAGUGGAAAAAUGGGGGAUUCUUAAAGGAGAAUCCCCUUGAAAAGGGAGUGAAGACAGGUACCAUGAGAUGGUGACAGUCCCCACUGACUUAUUCAAGAGAAUCAGGACAAGCUUUACACCUGCCCUUUUAAAACUUUGGUAAAUUGAGCCAGGCACGGUAAUCCCAGCACUUUGGGAGGCCAAGGCAGGCAGAUCACGAGGUCAGGAGAUCGAGAGCAUCCUGGUUAACAUGGUGAAACCCCGUCUCUACUAAAAAUAAAUAAAUAAAUAAAUAAAUACAAAAAUUAGCCGGGCGUGGUGGUGGGUGCCUGUAAUCCCAGCUACUUGGGAGGCUGAGACAGGAGAAUGGCGUGAACCCGGGAGGCGGAGCUUGCAGUGAGCCAAGGUCACGCCACUGCACUCUAGCCUGGGCAACAGGGCGAGACUCUGUCUCAAAAAAAAAAAAAAAAAAAAAAAAAAAAACUUUGGUAAAUUGUAAUUUUCCAAUGCAUAUUAUUUUUUCAGAUUUCCCUGUAGUGCCUAAGAACAAAAUUAUCUUAAAACUAAAAGUGAUUUGUAUGCUUGUUUUGGAAAUACCUAUAGGAAUAAGGUUGGUGAGACUCAGGAAUCCACAUAGCAGAGCAGUGGAAGGAGAGGGUAGGGGAUGGAUCAUUAACUCUUAACUUGGAGCCUCCACCUUCCAGGGCUUCUAUGUAGUUCUUGACAUCAGGAACCCCAUUUAAUCCUCAUGGCAGCCCUAGGAACUGGCUACUAUGAUUCCUGUUUUAGGGCAGAGAAAAUUAAUGCUCAGAGAAGUUCAUAACUUACCCAGGGUCACAGAGCUAAUUGAGCGGGGCCUGGAGGCCUGGAGGACUUUCUUCAAAGUCCAUUCUCUUUCCAUGACAUCACAGCAUAGGCCAGGCUGCUGGUCCUCAGGGAGAGAGGGAAGGGGGUGUUAAGGUUUGCUUAAGAUUGGCUUUCUUCAAAAAGGCACAGGGAUGUUCAGAGAAUGCGCAUACGUUCCCGGAUUCAGAAGUUGUCCUGCUUUCCCUCAGGCAUCGGAAGUUGCUUUGUCCAUGCAGAGUGAGAAGCUGCUAUUCACUGACCUGGGAUUGACCACAGGGGAGGCUGGUAGCUCUGGUGUCAUCCGGGCUCAGUCGCCUUGGUGCCCGCCUGGCCCUUACCCACGCCUUGGCCUGGGCUGGAGGAGGGGAGAGUUAAAUGGAGAGUUCUAUGUUGUCUCUGUAUCUUGCAUGCAACUCUGGGGUGAAAGGGCCUUAAGGGUUUCUUAUCAACAGAAUAAGUUCUUAUCAACAUACCCGUUUUCUGGUUCAGAAAAUAGCCACUCAGGCUACGCAGCCACACGGCAGAGGGUGCAUGUGUGUGCCUCUGUGUGUGUGUGCAUUUGGCAACUGGGUUGGGGCAAAAACUAACAUUCGCAGCCCUGGGGAUUAAGGGGAGGUUUGUAGCUUCUAAAUUUUGGAAAAACAGCCUCCUAGCUGUGGAACUCCUGUGUCCUGUGUAGUUCCACCUUCUGGCUUUACUACUUCAGGGCUACAGUGAAAGAAGUAAUGCAUCUCUAACCAUAGGCCACCAUGGCCUGUGGGCCAUAUUUGAGGUGGUGACCUUGGCGGUAACCUUCAGGGACUGUGAAGCCCAGAAGCAGGCCUGGUAGAAGUAGGCAGGCCGUCUUGGCUUCAGUUUACCACUCCCUAGCCUCCCGGUCCUGUCCUGCCGGCCCACUGUGAUCUCUGGAGGAGGUUUCCACUAGAAACCGCCAUCUGUUUGGGCCUAAGGGCUCUGUGCUCCUAAUAUGGCCCAGGGAGGGUCCGUGUUGUGGAUUGAACUGGGCUUUCCCCAAAAAUGAUAUACUUAAGUCCUAACGCCCAGGCUGAGCAUGGUGAAUCAUGCCUGUAAUCCCAGCACUUUGGGAGACUGAAGUGGGAGGAUCACUUGAGGCCGGGAGUUUGAUACCAGCCUGGGCAACAUAGAGAGACCCUGUUUCAACAGCAACAAAAAAAUCAACUGGGCAUGGUGGCACACACCUGUAGUCCUAGCUACUCAGGACACUGAGGUAGGAGGAUGGCUUGAGCCUAGGAGUUCGAGGUUAUAGUGAGCUAUGGUCAUGCCACUGUACUCCAACCUGGGUGAGAGAGUGAGACCCUGUCUUAAAAAAAGAAAAAAAAAGUUCUAACCCCCAGUAGUUGAGAAUGCAACCUUAUUCGGAAACAUGGUAGUUGCAGGCGUCAUUAAGAUGAGGUCGCACUGGAGUAGGAUGGCCUCCUAAUUCAAGAUGACUGGUAUUCUUAUAACAAGACAGAAGCACAGGGAGAACGCCACGUGACGAUGGACGCAGAGGCUGGAGUCAUGCAGCUGCACACCAAGGAAUCCAGCAAAUCAUCAGAAGCCAGAAAGAGGCAACACAGGACUCUCCUGCAUAUUUCUGAGCGGGCCUGGCCCAGCCAACACUUGAUUUCAAGCUAGCCUCCAGAACUGCGAGACAGUAAUUUUCUGUUUAAGUCACCUGGUUCAUGGUACUUGGUUCCAGUGGUCCUGGGUGCUGAGGUCCUUGGCCCUCCAUCCCAGCUCCUGGUUGUGGCUCCCUUCUGGGGGGAGGGGCUCCUAUUGUGGUUUGUCUCCUUCAUUUCCCUUUACAGUUGCCUCCUUCUAUAUACUUUCAUAGGCCCCUCUUCCAAAUCCUGGAAGCACAUUUACUUUCCUCAAAGCGUCCCCUAGCAAUAGGGAUAGGGGCUGUCAUUGGAAGGAAAGGCUACAAAGGGGAAAGGAUCAUUUGAUUUUACAGAUGGCAAUGUCAAUAUCAAGAAAUGCCUGUUCUCCCGGAGAAACUACAGCUAGUUUCUCCUUAAUCUGUUGCUGCCUCUUGUUUGCAAGAUCCUUGUCCUCUUCAGUGAUGACAGAAUCCCCUGCCUCCUCUUGGCCCCUGUGAUAAGGUCACAGGAUUUACCUGGAGUCUCAUCUCCUCUGGAAGCUCCCCAGAGCUGCCUGCACCCUGAAGCCCUCCCUGCCUGUUCUGGCUGGCAACUGUCUCUAGUUGAGCAAGCUUCCUAGGUCUGUGCCACAGCCAGGCCCCUGCUUUGGGCUGUCUCUGUUGUUAGUUAUCUUUUCACAUGUGCGUCCCAUCUGCCCGGUGAGCCUGGGUUUCCCAGGUUUCUUGUCUAAUUCAUCCUCACCCUCGGGCUAGCACAAAGCACGAGGAAGCCCCCAUGCUCCAGACAUUGAUGCUGCUGCCAGAGGCGAUGGCACUAGCUGUCCAGGGAGGGCUGAACCCUUCCUUCCUAGAAGCCAUGCUCCACCCAGAGUUUCACUUUUCCCUCCCUCCUUCCUCAUCCAAACUGAGCACCUGGCCGGGUGCGGUGGCUCACACCUGUAAUCCCAGCACUUUGGGAGGCAGAGGUGGGCAAAUCACUUGAGCCCAGGAGUUCGAGACCAGCCUGGGCAAAAUGGUGAAACCCUUUUUUAAUUAGCCAGGUGCAGUGGUGGGCCCCUGCAGUACCAGCUACUCAGGAGACUGAGGUGAGCCCGGGAGGUGGAGGUUGCAGAGAGCCACGAUAGUGCCGCUGCACUGCAGCCUGGGUGGCAGAGUGAAACCUUGCCUCAAAAAGAAAAAACAAAAAACAAAACAUAAAUUGAGCACUAGCUGAAGGCUGUGGAGGACAGUGGAAUACCAAGGGCAGGGGUUGGUUUGGUUUGGCAGCAGCUGGUGACGAGCUGCCUUAAGGGAACUGUGGUCUGUGGAGAAUUAACCACUGGGUCUAGUGGAAUGUGGCUCUGUCUUUGGAAUCUCAUGGGUCUCCCCAAUCCCUGAAAAUGUCAGGCCUGCAGGCUGUUGCUUUUGGGUUUGGAGAAAGGCAUGGGGGCUCUGACUUCAUCUCUGCUGGCCUAAAAGCCCUGGGCUUGGCAUUUCCAGGACCAGGAAGUAUGAAGAUGUGCUUCAGAGGUUUUGCUGCAGCCUGUGAUUACAUGGUCUGAUGGAACAAAGUCUUUGGUGCUCAAACAUGCUUCUUAUAAAAUCCCAGAACACUUCUCAGAGUCUUCUGCUACUUAGUGUUGUCCAGCUCAGCAUGGUGAUGUUUUCAGGGUGUGUGUGUGUGUGUGUCUGUGUGUGUGUGUGUGUGUGUGUGUGAGAGAGAUGGAAAUUGAGAGAUUCAGAUGCACAGGUGGACAUAGACUGCCUGUGCCAACAGGACAAGGAGCUAAAAGAGGAGGAGAGAGAAAUUCCUCCUCUCCCAGGUGCCUUCCCAUUUGUGAGUUAUGGCAGCUGUCAUCACCGUGGAGUUGGGCGAGCUUUCAGUCCUUCUUCCUUUUCCUUGCUGCCAUUUCUUGGCAUCCUCAGAGCAUUCUUCAUCGCUCAGAGCUCUACCAGAGCCAUACAGGUGUGUCCCAGGGCCAGCGCCAGGAACAAUGCUGCCCAUUGUGGGUUCUGGCCUCAGUACUCCCUUAUCAAAACCCUGGUAUUUCUGGGCACUGCGGGCAGAAGUUUGGCCUGCACUUCCCUUUGUACCCUUCACCUUACUAAAGGGGAGGCUGUUUUUGUGCUGAGCAAGAGGUCUCCCACGGAGGACCAGAAAUGCAUGUGGGUGCCUGCAGGUAGAUGGGUGCAUGCCCCAGGGAAUUGACUUCAUUUAUUUCUGUCUCCAAGUGAGAGGAGGAGGGAGGCGUAGAGAAGCGUGGGAUCUGAAGGAGAGGAUAUUGGUGGGCUUCACUUUCGAGCACAAAGGAGAUGAGCAGUGAAGGUUCCAGACGCUGUUACAGAAAGGUGGUCAGGCCAUGGGUAGGAAGGUCGUGCGGUUCUGGGAUCUCUGUGUGUCCCCACAUUUGUCAGCGUGCUCCCCUACGGACAUUAGUGGCAAAAC
This is a messenger RNA of Pan troglodytes (chimpanzee), 11750 nucleotides long. RefSeq names its product large ribosomal subunit protein eL8-like. The transcript has a single exon. Bases 4189 to 4980 code for a protein of 263 amino acids. Lineage: Eukaryota; Metazoa; Chordata; Mammalia; Primates; Hominidae. The record is from RefSeq and is a predicted model, not a curated record. Gene Ontology annotation, molecular function: RNA binding.